AUGUUGGAAUUUGCGCCGUGGGUGUCGGCAGGCAGGCGGUCUUGGGAGCUAGCUCCGCGAUUCGGAUUGGCUGGCUGGCGCCUGGUCUAUUCUAGGGUUCCCCAUCACUUAAAAGCUCUCGAAUCUUCGUCUCCUGGGUUCGAAUUGCGACCUCCUACUAUUGUACUUGCACCGCCGGAGCAUCCUUUUGGGCCAUCCGCUGCGGCAUUUGGAGAUUCUCUUGGCCCUGGUGCGGGUUCUGUUGAGGAGUACCUACUCACUGGUCCCCUUAGGGCCGGCAUCAAAGUGCACAGCGUCCACGAGAUAAUCCGUCCUCCCGCCCAUAACUAG
Messenger RNA from Drepanopeziza brunnea f. sp. 'multigermtubi' MB_m1, 330 nucleotides. NCBI's taxonomy places the organism in Eukaryota, Fungi, Ascomycota, Leotiomycetes, Helotiales, Drepanopezizaceae. The record is from RefSeq and is a predicted model, not a curated record.